AUGUAUGAGCCAAGAAGAAAGGUUUUUUGGUUUGCAAUACUUAGUAGGAUAACAGUUUUAAUUUUGCAAUUUAUUUUCAAUAUUUUGUGUCCUGAUCAUUAUGCAGAUGCAUUUAGAAGCCCCGUUGAUAAGUCUCAACAAAUAUCAUUAUAUGACAAUGUGGUUGUAUUAUUAUUUGGUGGUCUCACACGAUGGGAUAGUGAAUACUUUAUACAUAUUACAAAAUAUGGCUAUACCUACGAAAAUACUUUGGCAUUCUAUCCAUUGUAUCCCAUAUUAAUUCGGUUUGUUGCUGCUUGUUUAAGAGUGUUUUUAGUAUUGAAUAUUAAUAGCUCUAUAAUUAUUGCUGGCAUACUAAUUAAUGCCAUAUGUUUUAUAAAAUCCGCUAUUAUCUUUUAUGAUCUCAGUAAAGUAGUGUUACGAAGAACAAGCACAGCUUACAAAGCAGCAAUACUUUAUUGCAUAAAUCCGGCUACUAUAUUUUUUUCUGCUAUUUAUUCAGAAUCUUUAUUUGCUUACUUAACAUAUUACAGUAUGUUAAGAUCUAUUAUUCUGGACAAAUAUGUAGGUUUUCCAAUAGGUUUAUCUAUUUUUACAAGAUCAAAUGGUAUAAUUAAUAUUGGCUUUCCCAUGUAUUUUGAAUUCAAAAGAUUGUGCUAUAGCUUUGUAACAAAAUAUGAAAAUUUUUCAUUUAGAACUUUGAGUCAAUUUUUAUUCAAAAUGACUACUUUAAAAAGUAUUUGUUUCAUGUGUAAUACAAUAAUUAUAUCAAUAGUACCAUUUCUUAUGUUACAAAUAUAUAAUUAUGUUAUAUUUUGUGUUCCUUAUUCAAAUGAAAUAUCUAUUCCUGAACAUGUUCUUAACUACAGCGUAUUAAAUAAUUUAGUAUUAUCAAGUAAUGAUAAUAUAGAAUGGUGUCAUGCUAAACUUCCAAUAGCAUACUCUUAUGUACAAACAAAAUAUUGGAAUGUAGGAUUUUUAAAAUAUUACGAAAUGAAGCAAAUACCAAAUUUUAUUUUAGCAUUUCCACUCCUAUACAUUAUUAUUACAUGUGUGAAAGAAUAUAUUACUGAGCACAGAAAAUAUUUUUGUACAUUAGGAUUUGUUGAAAGUGCUGAUACAGCAGAAGUCACUAAACUAAAGAAAUAGCCUGCUGAAAUGUUAGUGUUCAUUGUUCACGGUUUAUUUAUGACUAUAUUUUGCAUUCUUUAUGUACACAUUCAAGUAAGCACACGGUUAUUGUGUUCAGCAAGUCCAUUACUUUAUUGGUAUUGUGCUUUAACCAUGUGUCCUACAUCACACUGUGACGAUGACAUGGCAUUUGAAAAUAAAGAAAAUAUAUAUUCUAAAUGGAAAGUAUUUUUUUUAACACAAAAGGAAUAUGCUUUGCAAGAUAAACUUAUAUUAACCUACUUUCUGGGAUAUAUGAUUAUAGGAUGUUUCAUGUUUUCAAAUUUUUUGCCAUGGACGUAA
Dufourea novaeangliae is the source of this 1473-nucleotide messenger RNA. RefSeq names its product GPI mannosyltransferase 2 (gene PIG-V). The record is from RefSeq and is a predicted model, not a curated record. Gene Ontology annotation, cellular component: endoplasmic reticulum membrane; mannosyltransferase complex. Gene Ontology annotation, biological process: GPI anchor biosynthetic process. The transcript has a single exon. Lineage: Eukaryota; Metazoa; Arthropoda; Insecta; Hymenoptera; Halictidae. Gene Ontology annotation, molecular function: alpha-1,6-mannosyltransferase activity; GPI mannosyltransferase activity.